ACGCUACUGUAUUAUACUGUGGUCUGUGGUACUGUAGUACUGUGGUAGUACUUAGUACUCCGUCACUCCGUUCUUCGUCUUCGGUGACUUUCGUCCCGCAGUGGACGCGGAAAUCUUAUAAAAAAGAGUGCAGUAUCCUCGGAAGGAAACGUCGGUUAUCGAGCUUGAGUCUUGUUAUUGAAAAUUCUUAAAUUGCAAAAGACAUACAUAUAUUCGAGCAAAAAUGGAUGAUAAUAAAAAAUCUGUUGGGAAAGGACGUGGUUCUCUACUGUUGCAAAUGAUGAAGGAGAAAACACUAGCGGAACGUGCUCGGUCUGAAGCACUGUCCCAUUCUGUAGAAACACCUAGUUUUUCCUCUAGUGAACCGACCAGAUCAUUUGAGGCAUCUCAAAGCUCAUUUGCCUCAAGUGUUAGUGCAGGUCGCGGGCGUGCUCAAUUACCUAGUUUGUUAAAAUCAAUGAGUAUAAGCAAAGGAUUGGAAUCCAGAGGCCCUACACAAGCAAUGGGACGAGCUUCUCUCCUAAGUUCUUUGACAAAAAGACAGGAUUCCGAACCAACCGUACGAGCGAGUAUGUCUGUUGAAAGGACAGAUUCUGCAGGUGUUUUAGGAAAAUUGUCUGAUAUUUCGGUAUAUGAUAGUCCAUCCACAUCCGACGCUUAUCCUUCCGAAGAUACCGCGCCAAUUUGUCGACAAGGCAAAAGUGGAACAAAAAUAGAAAUAUUUGCCAAUUAUAUAGACCUGAAAUUAGAUCCCGGAAAAGGACUGUUCCAGUAUGAAGUUAAAUAUACUCCAGAUAUAGAUUCGAUAGGAUUACGCCGUAAAUUACUUGGCCAACAUUCCGCUAGUUUAGGACGAACAAGAACAUUCGAUGGGAUGAUACUUUACUUACCAACAAAACUGCCACAAGAUGUCACAAACUAUUAUUCGGAACAUCCAAUGGAUGGUUCGCGAAUAAAUGUUACAAUAAUCUUCAAAAAGAAACAAUCAAUGAGUGAAAAUGUACAGUUCUUCAACGUUUUGAUCAAUCGUAUCAUGCGUGCGCUUAGUUUAGUUCGUAUUGGUCGACAAAAUUUUAAUCCGAAUAGCGCGCAAAAACUAAAUCAACAUCGAUUAGAAGUGUGGCCUGGUUAUGUGACUGCCGUAAACGAAUACGAGGGUGGUUUAAAGCUGUGUUUAGAUUCUAAACAUCGAGUAAUGCGGACAGACACUAUUCGAGAUUUAAUAACUGAGAUUGCUCGUAAAGGACAGCGCGAUUACAAAGAUGCUAUAGUAAACGAGAUAGUUGGUACAAGCGUAUUAACACGAUACAAUAAUAAGACGUAUCGUAUAGAUGAUAUUGCAUGGGAUAAAACACCAGAAUAUACAUUCUCCAGAAAUGACCAGGAAAUAUCCAUAAUCGAUUAUUAUAGAACACAUUGGAAUAUAGAGAUUGGAGAUAGACAGCAACCGCUUUUAGUGCAUCGUGGUACGAUUAGAACACCGACUGGCGAGAAGCAGGAAAGAAUAAUUCUUCUGGUGCCGGAAUUGUGUUAUGCUGCGGGUCUCACAGACAGUAUCCGCUCCAACCAUUAUAUAAUGAGAGAUUUGAGUGGAAUUACGAAAUCGUCGCCCGAUCAUCGUAGGAGUGUGAUUAAGCGAUUUGUAGAAGAGGUAGAAAAAAAUAAGAUUACCCACGAAUUAUUAUCAGAAUGGGGUUUACGUUUAAACAAUGACAUAGUUCAAUUUACCGCGAGACGCCUUGAUCCUGAAUUGAUACAUUUCGGGCAUAAUAGAACAUGCCAACUGACGAAUGAUAAACCCGCAGAUUGGAGUUUUGCUGCAGUAAAAAAUCCUGUAUUACGUACUCCCAAUUUGAACAAUUGGCAUAUUAUAUAUUUUACAAGAGAUGAUACUUGUGUAAAAGAUUUCUUAGAGAUGCUGAACAAGAUUGUAGGAGCGAUCGGGAUGCGGAUCAGCAAUCCACGAAAGAUUAUUCUAAAAGACGAUAGAACUGAAACCUAUCUGCGAGAAAUUCAAAACAGCAUCAACGACGUUGUCGAAUUAGUAGUUAUCGUAUUUCCGACCAAUCGCACUGAUCGAUAUUCUGCUGUCAAAAAAUUAUGUUGUGUGCAAAGAGCCAUACCGUCGCAAGUUAUCAUCGGAAAAACAAUUUCCAAGCCUCCAAAAUUGAAAAGUGUUACAGAAAAGAUUGCACUCCAAAUCAAUUGUAAAUUGGGAGGCGCGCUUUGGACUGUAAAUAUGCCAUUGAAAAAUUGCAUGGUGUGUGGUAUAGAUGUCUAUCACGCUGGUGUAGGAGGAGGUGCGAAGAGGAGUGUUGCAGGUUUUGUUGCAAGUUUAGAUACUCAAUUAACCAAAUGGCACAGUAGAAUCUGUAUGCAGGCUUCUAAGCAAGAGUUGGUAGAUAUGCUACAGGUGUGCCUUACCUCAGCUAUCAAUGCAUAUCAAAAGCAUAACGGGUGUAAUCCGGAACGUAUAAUUAUAUACCGCGAUGGAGUCGGCGAUGGUGAUUUAGAUUAUGUCGAAAAAUAUGAAGUGAAGCAACUAAUGAUGACGUUCAACCGCAUUGCACCGAAUUAUAAGCCGCAACUUAGUGUAAUAAUCGUUCAAAAACGUAUCAAUACACGAUUGUUCAUCAAAGAUAGAGGCAAUCCGCAGGGCUUAGACAACCCCGUAGCGGGUACCGUUGUUGAUUCUUUCAUAACGAGAAGAAACUAUUACGAUUUCUUUCUCGUGCCGCAAAGUGUACGACAGGGUACGGUAACACCCACUCAUUACAUUGUUAUUCAUGAUUCAUCCAACCUGGAGACUGAUCAUAUGCAACGACUCACGUAUAAACUCUGUCACUUGUAUUACAAUUGGCCUGGUACGAUUCGCGUACCCGCUCCUUGUCAAUACGCGCACAAGCUCGUAUACCUGGUCGGUCAAAAUAUUCAAGCUGAACCCCACCAUUCCCUUACAGAUAUCUUGUUCUACCUAUAACUUUCUCGCCUAUAUCUAAUCUGAUUAUUUUUUCAUUCGCUCUAAGUUUCUCUUUCUCUUUUGUUCCUCCUUAAAUUGAGUACAAGCAUAUCUAUAGGAGAAUAUUUAAAAUAGACUGAUAGAAUAUUAUAUGAAUUAUUUGAUUAUGUUUCUCUAUACAAAAGUUUAUGUCGAUCAUCGAUCGUGAAUAACAAUUUAGCCAAAAUAUUGCGUACAAAGUAAAGGGUAAUUAAUAAUUAUGAUUGAAGAAACAAUAUAGGAGACUAUUACCAAGUAUAUUAUAAACAAUGCACUUGGGACAUAUGUCUCUCUUCGUAGAUAUUUUAUUUUCUUUUAUACACAGUCAAUUAGAGUACAACUACAAGGUAACACUUGCAUUUGUGUUAACCCGGAAAGUAAUUUGUGCAUUUGGCACUCGGUUAAAUAUCAAUGCAAAUUUUGCUGCUCUUAAGUAAUAUAUAAUUUAUCCCUUUUAGCUGUAUUACAUAUAUAGCUAAUGUAUAUUUGAAUUUUGUUUAUUUUUUUAUAUGCAAAGAGACUAAAAUAUAACCAAAAAGUAUUCCAUAAGUUAUAGAAUAUUUAUAUUCGUUUUUGUUGGGCUUCAUACUUAUAUAAUACAUUUUCAUUCGACGAUAGCAACAUCACACAUUACCAUAUUUGUGUGUGUGUGUAUGAAAUUAUUUCAUCCUUGUUUAACCGAAAGUUAAACAAAGACAGGUGAGCUCGCAAGCGUUGCGAUAAUCAAAUGGAACAUAGUCACAAUACUCGCAAGAAUCUGGCUUUUUAUUUUCUACUUAUUUUCGUAGUCUUGUUAAAACUUUGCAAAAUUAUUAUUGACAAAUUAUCAGUAUUAAAAUAAAGACUAUAAUAAAUAAUGAUCUAUAUUUGUGAAAAAGUUUAAUUAACUGAUUUAAUCUUUUUCUUUUGCUUCCUCAUAGAGGAAGCUUUGUUUUAUUUCUUAGAAUAUAAACUUCUUAAAGAAUAAGAUGUAGGAUCUCAUAAAUUAACAAUACGAUUAUUGUUAUUAUUGCUACUAUUGUUAUUGUUUUAUAAUCCAAGUAAAUGUAUAUUUAAUGUAAUUUUCAAAGAUUAUUUUAGAGUUGAUUACGUACAUAUUUUUCAGCAUGCAAAAAGCUUUAAAGUCAUUAUGUUUUUUUAUAUAACUAUAAAGAAAAUUUUGCUUAUUUUUGCAAUAUUUAUACUUAAUUAGUGCCAAAAUAAUCUCUCUGUGAGAUUGAAAUAAAUUUCUCUUCAAUAUUAUAAUAAAAAAGUUUUUUUUGUUUUUUUAAAUAUUCUCGUAAGAAGUAUUAGAUUUUUAUUGAUAAUUCAAUAUUUUGAAUGUAUUUUAUAAAAAUGUAUCCACUUUUUAAAAGAACAGUGUAACACAUUUUCUAACAAUAUAUCUACGAAAUACUCUCAUGUAAUAUUAACAUGACAGUUUUAUACAUUUAAAAAAAGAGACAUUUGCAUUUUUCCCAUAUUUUCUAUGUAAUUCAUUCUUUUAUUAUUCCUAUGCUAGUAUUAUUUACUACUAAUCUCCUCUACAAAAUGGUAUAUCUAAACAUUUUUUGUUUUAGCAUUAAUUCUUUAACCAUUAUUUUUAAAUUUUAUCUAUUGCUUUUAGUCUCAUAAACAAAGCAACUUCUUAUUUAGUUUUAAAUACAUAAUUCAAAAAUGAUAAAAAGAUUAUUUUGAAGCGCAACAAGAUUAUUUAUUCAUGACACAUGGAUUAAAUUGCUCUCUUGAAAAAAUGUUAAUUGAAUGGAAAGUGUGCAGAACAGAAUUUUUCAUAGUUUGAUGUGCGAUUGUUGUGAAAAAAAGUCGUGAAAAAAAAUAGAAUUAACUUUAUUACCAUACAACGAAGUUCAUUUAAGGAAAAAGACAAUAAGGUAUAUUCAUAUAUAUAAUUCACAUUGUAUAAUUUUCCAUAUAAGACAUAUUUUAAUAUUCUCAUUUUUUUUUACAUCCAAUACUUGUAUAAAAAAAUUUUAUAAUCAUAUAUAUUCUAAUGAAAUUAAAUUUUUGAAAAUUUUGAAAUUCGAAUACAGAUUUUAGUAGAGAGAGAGAUAAAUAUAAAAAGAUUUGUUAUACAACAAAAAUGUACCAAAUACACAUUUCAUUACAGAAAGAAUUUCAACUUUAACUUUAAGAAUCUAAGUUUUAAGCGUUUUCUCAAAUUGUGAAACUUUCCAUAUAUUUGUUGGUUGAAGUUUAUUUAUAACAGUGAAUAUUGCAAGGUUGGCUAUUAUGCAUCAUUCAUCAAUUGCUUAAUUAAGCAUUAGUCAAAGUCCAUUAAAGUUUGAUAUAUUUUUAUUCUAAAAAAAUAGAAAUAAAAACAGAAUCUCAGUAAACAAUAUUUAUGAUAGUAUUUUAUGUUAUGAUAAUGUUUAUUAUAGUUACAUAAAAUUUUUAUGGAAAGGAUAGAAUUACAUGCAUCAAUAAACAUUGAGAAAAUUAUAUAAUAUAUACAUAUAUCAUGUGUAUGUUAAGAUAAAAUUUUAUAAAUAAUAAGAUGUGAAAAUAUA
This is a messenger RNA of Formica exsecta, 5505 nucleotides long. RefSeq names its product piwi-like protein Ago3 (gene AGO3). The record is from RefSeq and is a predicted model, not a curated record. The coding region runs from base 224 to 2980 and encodes 918 amino acids. Gene Ontology annotation, cellular component: P granule. Gene Ontology annotation, molecular function: protein binding; piRNA binding. The transcript is spliced from 12 exons. Gene Ontology annotation, biological process: regulatory ncRNA-mediated gene silencing. Lineage: Eukaryota; Metazoa; Arthropoda; Insecta; Hymenoptera; Formicidae.